UUCUGCAUCCCGACCGCUAAAGAAGGUCACUUUCUCUUUAAAUGCAAAUUACCUCCUGCCUGCUCUGCUUGCACCCGCUUGGUUCCCUAGGAGGAGAGCACUGAGGGCGGAGGGAACGGCACCGAAGCCUCACUCCUGACCGACACCUCCAGCGGCACCUGAGGCCCAGCCGGCAUCCGAUGGAGGACAAGAAGAAGAAAAGGAGUCCCAAGCCCUGCCUGACCCAGCCAGCGCAGGCCCCGGGCACACUACGAAGGGUCCCUGUGCCCACCAGCCACAGCGGCUCUUUGGCCCUGGGACUCCCUCAUUUGCCGUCCCCCAAGCAGCGGGCCAAGUUCAAGAGGGUAGGCAAGGAGAAAUGCCGCCCCGUGCUGGCUGGAAGUGGGGGCGGCUCCGCAGGCACUCCCCUGCAGCAUUCCUUUCUGACCGAGGUGACGGAUGUCUAUGAGAUGGAGGGGGGACUGCUGAACCUGCUCAAUGAUUUUCACUCAGGCCGCCUGCAGGCCUUUGGGAAGGAAUGCUCCUUUGAGCAGCUGGAGCACGUGCGGGAGAUGCAGGAGAAGUUGGCCCGGUUGCACUUCAGCCUGGACGUGUGUGGGGAGGAGGAGGAGGAGGAAGAGGAGGACGGGGUCACGGACGGGCUGCCUGAGGAGCAGAAGAAGACGAUGGCGGACCGCAACCUGGACCAGCUGCUUAGCAAUCUGGAAGAUCUUAGUAAUUCUAUGUAUCCUUUCCUAUGUGUAUGUGUGUCCACACUGCCCACAGACGAAAUCCGUUUCCUUCUCCCCACCACCCUCCAGGAGUAUUUAUAAUAAAACUAACAUCUCUCCUUUCUGUCCUACUGAAGCAGAAUUAGCCACAAACCGCCCCCAUGCACAUUUCUCCCGAAUAUCAGGAGAAAGACAGUUACAGGGAAUGUGAUUUCUUAUGAAGAUCCUUGCAAGUGAGGCCUCUGGCUGGCUCAGUCGGUAAAGCUUGGGACCCUUGAUCUCUAGGGUUGUAAAUUCGAUCCCCGUGUUGGGUGUAGAGAUUACUUAAAAAUAAAACAUUUUUAGUCACACUAGUGAAAAAAGUUUUUUUUUUUUUUUAAAGAGAGGGAGAGGGGGUG
Molecule: messenger RNA, 1108 nt
Organism: Ailuropoda melanoleuca (giant panda)
Lineage: Eukaryota; Metazoa; Chordata; Mammalia; Carnivora; Ursidae
Gene: CCDC28B
Product: coiled-coil domain containing 28B
Exons: 5
Coding region: 180-812 (210 amino acids)
Cellular component (GO): centrosome
Source: RefSeq, a predicted model, not a curated record